UGUCAAUUGAGCACAUCAACCAGCGUCCAGUGACUGUAAACAGUAGAGCAGAGUCGCCCACAAGCUGAACAGCCUGCGAAUGUGCCAACGUGAUAGCUCUCCACAGUAGGUUGUCCGACGACCACAUCUUCUGCAAAUUGCAAUGGAGGCAGACAAGCUAAGUAACGUUAACUCAAAAAAAUAGACACCAGUUUUACUGCAGCUCAAAUAUUAAUACAUCGAUGACCAAUUCGAAUGCAAGUAUCGUGUCUCUGAAUAGCUGUUAUGUACGUCAAAUAGCGUGCAGUGCGCUUUUGCAAAAAUAUAUCUAGUUGACAUGAUAGCUAGUCUGCUAACCUAGCCACCUAUAUGUAGCUAGCUUGUUAGCUAUGCCAGUUAACGUUUGGAUCAGCUAAUUUGUCGCGGGCUGCACUUUGUUUUGCUGUCAACCAUCUCGACGAUUUGCAGAACCAUUAAGGCUUUGAUCUUGUGAAGGUCUGUCUGUCCUCCUCGCCACAGUCCCCCUCAGCACGUCCCCCCCACCCCUUGCCCUGGCCAUGACCUCAGGUGAGACCGUGCACUACAUCCACCUCCACAACUCCAGCCAGUCGGUGCUGGAGGCGUUGCGCUCGCAGCGCCGCGAGGGCCUCUUCUGUGACGUGACGGUGCGCAUCCACGACGCCUCGCUGCGGGCGCACGCCUGCGUGCUGGCCGCCGGCAGCCCCUUCUUCCAGGACAAGCUGCUGCUGGGCCACUCGGAGAUCUCGGUGCCGCCGCUGGUGCCGGCCGAGACGGUCAAGCAGCUGGUGGACUUCCUGUACAGCGGCUCGCUGGUGGUGCUCCAGUCGCAGGCGCUCUGCAUCCUCACGGCCGCCAGCAUCCUGCAGAUCAAGACGGUCAUCGACGAGUGCACCCAGAUCAUCUCGCAGAAGCGCGGCGUGGUGGGCGGAGGAGCGGGAGGAGCCGGCGGGGGCGGCGGGGGCGGCAGCGGGGGCGGCGGUGCGUCGGGCGGCGGAGGAGGAGGCCUGCCCACGGGCGGGGUCCUGCCCAAGCAAGAGGAGCGAGGGGGGAGCAAGGGCAGGGAUAGCGUCGGGGCCAGCAGCAGUGGCAGCGGCUGUUUCGCCGGCUUCGCCAACUUCGGCAUGGGCGACUGCAGCGCGGCGGGCGGCCUCGGCGCCAACAUGGGGGGCGGCGUGGUGGCCACCAGCCAGAGCGGGCCCAACCCGCUGGACCCGCCCACCUCCAUGGGCAUGAUCUCCCUGGGCGACAUGGGGCCCGGGGCCAUGUGCCGGGCGGACGCCCUGGUCUCCACGGCCGGCUCGGGCAUCCUGAAGCAGAACUCCAGCUGCGCCCAGGACAUGCGCUACAAGCUCCGAGACCUGCUGGCACAGCCCGGCGACGGCAGCGUGGGCGGGGGCAGCGUGAGCGCCAGCAGCGACUGCGGCAGCGCCCCCUCCACCUGCGGCUCGGCCGUGGGCGGCGCGGACGGCAGCGUUGGCGUUGGCGGCGGCGGCGGCGGCAUGGGCAGAGACGGCAUGCGCAGCAACAUGUCCGACCUGGGCUCGGUGGGCGAGGACCUGGUGGUGGGCAUGGAGCGCUACAGCGAGGAGGAGGACAUGGAGGGGCAGGACCGCGGGCGAGACGGAGACCGGGAGAGGGGAGUAAGCCAUAGCCGCAAGCAGAGGCAACCACUCAGGUUACAGGUGCUUGGAGGAGAGGAGGUGGUGGUGAAGGACGAGGGGGUCCAGGAAGCAGACGGCAGCCUGUUUGGCCUUGACCAGGGCAGGCAGGGGGCAGACCACGACGCAGCCCAGCAGAUGGCCACCUUUGGUCAGGAGGGGGUUUUCUAUGAUGAGCAGGGCGUGUUUUCGGAGAGCUUCUGGCCACAGACGGAACCACCUCAGUCCAUGAGUUUUAAUCCUCGAGGGCGAGUCAACAAGCCGCUCUCCCCGCCGACCUCAGCGCAGUCCAUCAACAAUCAGCUGCUUUUCCAGUACCCGGUCAGCCAGUCGCAGCCCUCGUCCUUCUACGUGGGCGCCCCCAUGGUGAUUGACAGCAUGGCCGGGGCGGAGACCAAUCAGACGGCCCAGCCGCCGGCCCCCCUCACCCCCGCCCCCCAGGCCACGGCCGGGGCCUGCUCCACGGGGCCCUCCCCCUCCUCCCAGGGAUCCGAGACGUCGUUCGACUGCACCCACUGCGGGAAGUCCUUGCGCUCCAGGAAGAACUACAGCAAGCACAUGUUCAUUCACUCUGGCCAAAAGCCUCACCAGUGCAGCAUCUGCUGGCGCUCCUUCUCCCUGCGCGACUACCUCCUGAAGCACAUGGUGGUGCACACGGGCGUGCGCGCCUUCCAGUGCGCCGUCUGCGCCAAGCGCUUCACGCAGAAGAGCUCGCUCAACGUGCACAUGCGCACGCACCGCGUGGAGCGCACCUUCUCCUGCCCCGUGUGCCACCGCGCCUUCACCCACCGCACGCUGCUGGAGCGCCACGCCCUGCAGCACGGCCACGGCGGCGCCCACGUCUCGCCCAAGCCGCCGGGCAGCGGCGGAGGCAUGGCCGGCGCCAACCCCGGCAUGGGCGGCGGCAGCGUACCGGGGCACGGCUCCUCUACCUAGCUCGCCG
Sardina pilchardus (European sardine) is the source of this 2601-nucleotide messenger RNA. It is a transcript of the gene zbtb45, whose product is annotated as zinc finger and BTB domain containing 45. The record is from RefSeq and is a predicted model, not a curated record. NCBI's taxonomy places the organism in Eukaryota, Metazoa, Chordata, Actinopteri, Clupeiformes, Clupeidae. Bases 537 to 2594 code for a protein of 685 amino acids. Gene Ontology annotation, molecular function: protein binding; DNA-binding transcription factor activity, RNA polymerase II-specific; RNA polymerase II cis-regulatory region sequence-specific DNA binding. The transcript is spliced from 6 exons. Gene Ontology annotation, biological process: regulation of transcription by RNA polymerase II.